UGCUUGGGACAUGGCGGAGGCAAUUCUGAUGAGUAGAACUGGAUUUGAUGGACAAGUUGUCAAUGAAUACAUACCGGUGAGCAAUUGGGACAUGGUCAAGGCAAUGCUGAUGAGUAGACCUGGAUUUGAUGGACAAAAUGGGCCAAUAUGA
Molecule: messenger RNA, 151 nt
Organism: Cylindrotheca closterium
Lineage: Eukaryota; Bacillariophyta; Bacillariophyceae; Bacillariales; Bacillariaceae
Source: the annotation of a GenBank genome assembly